GCUUUGGGCUUUCUGCUGUUCUUUGCUUUUUUAUUGUCAACUUACGCCCACCAAGAGAUCACAGAGGGUCACCGGCUAGACAAGAAUAUGGUCCAGGAUAAAGAGUGAGUAUCAUUCACAUCAUGGAGCACCUGGAAGGCGUCAUAGAAAAGCCAGAGUCGGACAUGACGCCUCAGGAGCUGCAGCUGCAUUACUUCAAGAUGCACGAUUACGACGGCAACAACCUACUUGACGGAUUGGAGCUGGCGACCGCGAUCUCGCACGUGCACAAGGAGGAGAGAGGAGCAAACAGUCAGCCGAUGAAAGAGGAAGAUCUCAUCAGUUUAAUAGACGACGUUCUUAGAGAUGACGAUAAAAACAACGAUGGCUACAUCGACUAUGCGGAGUUUGCAAAAUCCCUGGAGUAACAAGUUGGUGGAGGCGGCGAUCGAGUGGUGAAAUUUGUUCCAAUGCACAGCAGCCUUGCAUUUUGAAAUCUCGGAAAGGCAGCAAGUUAAUGCAACUUAAUUUUUGCAGUUAAUCCAUAGGAGCUAGUGCAGUUUGAUUCAGUGGUUUGCGCUAGCUGAAAUACCAGCAGAAACAUUCACUUAAUCUAGUAUACUGCCAAACAUGUCGUCUUUGUGCAAUAAAGUGCUGUAACAAUUUAUUGAAAUACUGGUGUUAAUGAAACUGUUUUGCGAUAGCAAGUCUGUGAAUUUAGGGGGUGUUGGCAUUUAUACUGUGUUAUCGCAGGACUUGUCGCCAUCUGUAUAGUCGUUAGCAUACGCUGAACAAUACUGGCAGGAAAAUGUGGAAGACGUGUUGCAUAUGCCGAUCUUAACUAGGACCGUUGUGAAAUUUAACAAUCAUGACCACCAAGUUUUACUAGUAAGAUCAGAUAUAUGUUAAAGGACCUGCGAUCAGAUAUGGCGUGUUUGCUGCGUGUUCCGUCCGGCUGUCAACUGCGGAACAGGACUCAGCUACACAUUCUUGCCACUAGAUGGCAGUGUACUAUACUAACCAUUACAGUUCAGUGGCGGUUUUUGGCACUUAAGUGGUGACAAUAUAUGGGGAGUUAUUUAUAUUUUUAAAUGCUUCUCUGCAAUCGCUGUGACAAUGCGAAACGAGACGGUCAGCUUGGUGCGUCGUACUUUGUCGCAUAACUGGGUUAACUUGACAUGGAAAGCAGGACCACUGUGUUUUAAAAUAGACGCAUGAUGUUGCAUUUGAGUACCAGUUAUGGUGUAAACUACACAUAUCAAUGUUGCUGUUCAUGCAAUAAGCCUUCGAGAAUAAUUCUGUCAUUUGUAAAAAAAAAAAAAAAAAAUAGUUUUCUACAGUAUAACCAAAACAGUUUGUUACAGUAAAUAUAUUUUCAGGUAGUUUCAUUUUUUUCUGAUUUCACAGUGAAACUGGGCUACAUUAAAAAACUAUAAACUGUAAACUGAAAUGUGACAUUGUAUGUAGGAAAUGUCAGUGUUUUGUGUAAAUCACAGUUGCAAUAAAAGGUCAGCUAUCAUAUAAUCUGUCAUCUAUCAUAAUUCAUGGUGCUUUUUAAAUCACCUGCAUUUUAAUGGACCUUAAAUACAGUACCUCAAAAGUCCCAGACGCAUUACAGUCCACAUUGGUCUGACGUGACGUAUGUUCUUCACCCUGAAAAGGAACUGUUCACCAAGUGUUUUCAGUCCUGUAUGGACUUCCAAGGAGAAUUAUUAUAAAUUUAUUUUGUCAAAUACAUCUAUGUUAUUUUUAGCAAGCGCAAAUGGCAAAAUACAGAAGAAAUAAAAUAAAGAGUGUAACGACAACAUCA
Molecule: messenger RNA, 1789 nt
Organism: Paramormyrops kingsleyae
Lineage: Eukaryota; Metazoa; Chordata; Actinopteri; Osteoglossiformes; Mormyridae
Source: RefSeq, a predicted model, not a curated record